AUGCAAUUAUCCUUGAUUGUGCAACUACGUGUUGGCGGAACUUUGUCAUGUGAUCCUACCUUUCAUCCUACUGAUGGACUCGAUUCUACCUCCGGUUCUCAAAUCAAUGAAAACGGAAAGACCCAUCCCGUUUGUCCGCAUUCGGGUGACUCUGUUCGACAUCAGCAUCAUGAGCCUCGGGGUUCUGGCCGAGGCCAUCGGGGCGGAGGUCUUAGACGAGGUCGAAGUGGACGCACUACUGAUGCUUCGUCUGGUAACAUCAGUUCUGGAAAUGGAACUUCCAUAGCUGCAUCUACUACUAGUCGGGGUGGAGGAACCGUUAACAGAGAUGGCCCAGGUAACCGUCGAGGCGGUGGAAGUGGUUCAGGUGGGGGAGGUCGUGGUGGGCGAGGCGAACAUGCUGUAGGGGGGGGUCGUGGCGAUCGCUACAAAGAUGGUGGUAGUGGAGGCAGUAGUGGUGGAGCAGGAGGCGGUUCUGCAGGGGGAGCGGCUGGAAGCAGUUCUAAUGCACCUUCUGGUAACUUCAGUGGAAGCGGCUCAGCUGGAAGAGGGAACAGUUCCAGUGGGGGUGGUAGCGAAGGUGGUAGCGGAGGUGGUGGUGGCUGUGGUGGCCCCUGUCAAAGUGACAGUGCUGGUACUCAACACGCUGGCAGCGUUUCUUAUAAUCAAAGAAAACUUGGAUCAGAUCACAUGUCUGCCAUAACCACUUCACCUACUUUAUCAGUCGCCAACAUUAAUACUGCUCCGCGGCGUCCUUUGACGGCAAUUCCGAAGGAGAACAUUAGUGAUGGGAAUGAUGCAGAAGAAUGGGAGACCGCUUCCGAGGGCACUUCAGAUGGCGACCGGGGAAAUUCAGUCAUCAGUCCUGACCAGCCGUCCAGUUCCAUCGGCUCGUAUUCCGUGCUUCAACUGAAUCCAGCCACUCCUGAUGGGCUCUCUAUCUCACUGAUACAUCAAAACGCCAGCUUGACUCCAGCUAGCUCUAUCGUUCUCACUGGCGCCAAUAAUACACCUUCAUCAACUCCAUCCUCUAAUACCACCACUCCGACUAAUAUUAAGGGUUCACAACCUACAGAUGUGCUCAUUUCUGCAACUGAGAUCGAGGUUGAUGAGCCUGUAUCGAGUAUUCCGAUUCAGUCUCCUGGAACUCCAACUUCAUCAAAGUUAUGUGUCCAAGUCUCCCCAGCUCUUCCCAGCCCGGUUUACUGUCGCAAUGAAGCCGACUCUGAUGUUUGCAGGCAGCCAAUGGCGCCAGCACCAGCCUUGCUUGAAAUUGUGCCGAGUGGUGGCAGUAGCAGCAGUUGCACCAGCAGCAGUAGUAGCAGUCUCAGCACCAGCAGUAGUAGUGGAGGAGAGACGACUCGCUGUCAACUGUCUGAUAGGCGCAAUAACGACCCCUGCAAUAACCAUAAAGGCCGACGUGGAGGAAGCGGUAGUGGAGGUGCAGGAGGUUGGUGUACCAGCAUUGAGAACAAAAUCGAUCCUGCAAUUUAA
Molecule: messenger RNA, 1494 nt
Organism: Protopolystoma xenopodis
Lineage: Eukaryota; Metazoa; Platyhelminthes; Monogenea; Polystomatidea; Polystomatidae
Source: the annotation of a GenBank genome assembly